Xiphias gladius (swordfish) is the source of this 4368-nucleotide messenger RNA. RefSeq names its product erbb2 interacting protein (gene erbin). Gene Ontology annotation, molecular function: protein binding. Gene Ontology annotation, cellular component: adherens junction; postsynaptic membrane; postsynaptic density. NCBI's taxonomy places the organism in Eukaryota, Metazoa, Chordata, Actinopteri, Istiophoriformes, Xiphiidae. The transcript has 24 exons. Bases 403 to 4368 code for a protein of 1321 amino acids. The record is from RefSeq and is a predicted model, not a curated record. Gene Ontology annotation, biological process: neurotransmitter receptor transport, endosome to postsynaptic membrane; neurotransmitter receptor transport postsynaptic membrane to endosome.
ACCUUCUCAUUCGGUUGGUUUGUUUGAGUAACAUCUGGAAGAUAAAUACUUUUUAAGUGUGAAAACAAGCGGGGACGACAACGCUGAGCAACUUGAGGACGGCUCGCUGAGGAGACUGUGUACUGGGCCAGCUUCGACUUGCUCUUUAAGUGAACAACAUUAGCUAGCUGCUAACACUAGCGAAACCCCACGGAACUACCGUCAGGAAAAUCCCUAAAGCUAGCUAAUGUCCACUUCUCGAAGUAUUUUUUCGAUAGUACCGCCUCGCCCAUAACCCGGACAUCAUCAUAGGAGACACCUGACUCGACAUUAACUUAGAUAAGCAAAUUGUCGCUCUUGGAUCUGACAUCUGCCAUCCACUGGGAUCCAGGCGCUUGAGUCCUAAAUGACAAGUAACUGAGGAUGUCCAAGCGGAGCUUGUUUGUUCGUCUGGUGCCGUGCCGCUGCUUGCGGGGUGAGGAGGAGACGGUAACAUCGCUGGACUACUCCCACUGCAGCCUGGAGACUGUUCCUAAGGAGAUCUUUAGCUUUGAGAAGACCCUGCAGGAACUCUACCUCGAUGCCAACCAGAUUGAGGAAUUGCCUAAACAACUGUUUAACUGCCAGUUACUGCACCGACUGAGCAUGCCAGAUAAUGACCUAACAGUGUUGCCAGCAGCGAUUGCAAACCUCAUCAAUCUCAGGGAGCUUGAUGUCAGCAAAAACAGUAUCCAGGAGUUUCCGGAAAACAUCAAGAACUGCAAAGUCCUAGCUAUUGUAGAAGCCAGUGUGAAUCCCAUAUCCAAGCUCCCAGAAGGCUUCACCCAGCUUCUGAGUCUGACGCAGCUCUACCUGAACGAUGCCUUUUUGGAGUUCCUACCAGCCAGCUUUGGCAGGUUGACUAAAUUACAGAUCUUGGAGCUGAGAGAGAACCAGUUAAAGAUGUUGCCAAAAAGCAUGCAGAAACUCACGCAGCUGGAGAGGUUGGACCUGGGGAGUAAUGAGUUCACUGAAGUGCCUGAGGUGUUGGAGCAGCUGACUGGAAUAAAGGAACUGUGGAUGGAUGGGAACAGACUGACAUUUUUACCUGGGAUGCUUGGGAUGCUAAAACAGCUAGUGUACCUGGAUGUGUCCAAGAACAACCUGGAGAUGGUAGAUGAGCAAAUCUGCGGCUGUGAGAGUCUGCAGGACCUCCUGCUCUCCAACAAUGCCCUCACACAGCUGCCCGGCUCCAUCGGCACACUGAAGAAACUGACCGCACUGAAAGUGGAUGAGAACCAGCUGAUGUACGUGCCAGACUCUGUUGGAGGGCUGACAUCUCUGGAAGAGCUGGACUGCAGUUUCAAUGAGAUCGAAGCCUUGCCCUCUUCCGUCGGCCAGUGUGUCCGCAUCCGCACCUUUGCUGCAGAUCACAACUUCCUUACCCAGCUUCCCCCUGAGAUGGGUAACUGGAAGACUGCCACUGUGCUCUUUCUACAUUCCAACAAGCUGGAGUCUUUGCCUGAGGAGAUGGGUGACAUGCAGAAGCUCAAGGUCAUCAAUCUUAGCAACAACAAGUUGAAAAAUCUUCCUUACAGUUUCAUGAAACUGAACCAGAUGACUGCAAUGUGGCUGUCUGAAAAUCAGUCAAAGCCCCUGAUCCCGCUCCAGAAGGAGGAGGACCCAGAGACACGCAAAACUGUGCUGACCAACUACAUGUUCCCCCAGCAAACCAGGACUGAGGACUACAUCCCCAACUCUGACUCUGAGAGCUUCAAUCCAGCUCUCUGGGAGGAACAACGCAAGCAUCGAGCUCAGGUGGCGUUUGAGUGUGACGAGGACAAGGAUGAGAGAGAAACACCCCCAAAGGAGGGAAACCUGAAGCGCUACCCUACACCAUACCCAGACGAGCUGAAGAACAUGGUGAAGACAGCCCAGUCUGUGGCUCACAGGCUGAAGGAGGAUGAGUCAAGCGACGAGUCGGGGAAAGAUGCAAAACCAAGCGAGAGGAACCAUAUCGGAGUGCAGGAUGUGGGCGUUAAGGUGAUAGAGGCCCCAUGCCCCAACGGCAUGGCGUCAGACAAGGAUCCCCAAGUGUCUGCCAAGACAUGUGCCCAAAAUCCUUCUGCACCAGAAUCAAAAGACACUUCAGAUGCAUCUUACAGCUCCCAGAAAGUCCCACUCAAAUCUUCAGAGGGCUCUCUGAUGAACCAUGAGGACACAAUGGAGGAUUCUGAGGAGCUGUCAGAUGAAGAUGAGAUGAAAAUAGCAGAGAUGAGGCCCCCUCUUAUUGAGAUCUCCAUCAACCAGCCUAAAGUAGUGACUUUAAGUAAGGACAAAAAAGACGAUGGGAAAGACGCAGACUCUUUGCUGGAUGACACAGUGGCCAACAGCAACCAGAACAACAGUAACUGUUCAUCACCGUCUCGCAUGUCCGACUCAGUGUCUCUAACCACGGACAGCAGUCAGGACAACUCUCUGUGCACUCCGGAGAGAGAGGCAAAGAUGCCCUUCAUCCCAAAAAGCCGGCAAGCAGAUGAGAAUAUGAACCAGCCUAAAGACACCACCCCUCUCCUCCAUAAUGGUAAUGGCUCUGAAACUUCCCUUCAGGCCCUUUUGAAAACCCAGCAGACACCGCCAGAAAAAAUGGGUGACUACGACCUGUCCAUGGAGGCCAGAUUGGCCUUCAUUGAGAAGGGAAUUAACAAUGGCAUGGAAGACACCUACACCCAGUGGGACCAGAUCAAUAUGAACGUGUCCAAGCUACCGACCGAAAACAUGGUUCAGCUGGAUGAGCUGGACAAAACCAAGAAUGGUUCAGUAGCCAGGGAGGACUUGGUCAGCAAGCGGGGUUUUAGCAAUGACAACUUGGAGCGUUUACAGAAUGGAAACCAACAGGUCAGUGACUGCUUCAAUAGUCUGGGGAACAAAAGCCAAGCAUUGAGAGUGGAGACAUCUGCUGUGCAUGUGGCCUCGACAGGCGUGACAGCCAGCAGUGACAUGUCUCUGUCUCAGAGCACAGAGGAACUGUCUCCAGAGAAAAGGUGCCAUCCCCCACAGGUGAUGAAGUCUCACAGUGUCAGCAACAUAGAAACAGGGGGCAUGAGGCUCUACUCCUUCGAUGGCGAUGACGACUCCUAUGAUACAGCAGCAAUGAUUAGGAUGGCAGGAGCCGGUCCAGGGCCAGGAGCUCAGGGCCAGAGCAUAGUCAGGAGCAAGUCAGCCGGUCAGUUACUCAACGACCAGGUUCUCCAGGUCUACCCCAGCUCCUCUGCAUCUUCCUCAGACCUGCUCUCCUCCUCUAAGCCUCCUGCCAGCACAAGCAGAUAUCCGGUCUCCUCCAGCCUGGCCAUGGGCAUCCCUCCUCCUCAGUACAAUAUACAGUACACAAGCAGUGCCAUGCCAAAAGAGGGCCUCUGGGCCCAGAGGAUGCCCAUGCCCCCAGAGCACCAAGGCUACCUCCCUCCUCCUCCGCACUCACUAGCCAACACCAACUACUCCAAUCGUAAUCAGGCACCUCCCUACCCAAUACAGCCCCAGCAAAAGGGGCCUCCCAUGGCUCCCAAACCUGCCGGGGACAUGUGGGCUAAGGAGAGACUUCAUUCUACCAGUAGCCAGCCUAGAUGCAGCACUCUGCAGAGACAAAGCAGCAGCACCUCCACAGCUUCCAUGGGCGACCCGAGGCGCAUGCAGCUGCCCGAGGGGGAAUACAUGACGUACAGGGACAUUCACACCCUCGCCAGAGGGCCGCUGGCAAUGAGCCAGGCCAUGCAGAGGCCCCUCUCAGCUCGCACAUACAGCAUUGAUGUACCCGGGGCUUCCAGGCCUCUGGGCGCGCGGCCGCAGCCCCACGAGCUCCCGGAGAGGACCAUGUCUGUCUGCGAUUUCAACUACCAGCACAGCAGCCCCAGCAAGAGGCCCAACACCAGGGUGAAGUCUGAGCACUCACUCCUGGACGGUCCUGGACAGGUGUCGGGAGGAGCGGGAGCAGGAAGGGUGCCAGCAGACUGGAGAGACCAGGUGAUGCGACACAUCGAGGCCAAGAAAAUGGAAAAGGAUGAUGUGUAUGCCCCCCAAGGGCAGCAGAGCUACACCAUGGACCCCCACAGAAAAGUGCCUUUGAUGAACGGUCAGGUGGGCCCUUGUGGUCGUCCUCAGAUGAGCCAGGCGCCCAUGGCCCGCCACCCUUCCAGAGAGCAGCUCAUUGAUUACCUGAUGCUCAAAGUCUCCCAGCCGCCCCAAGGGCCCCCGCGCAUCCCCAUGCACGACACAAUGCAGCAAGAGAUGACUAGACUGGCCCAGCUGUUACACUACACUAGCCUGAGUCAGGCAUUGUUUUCCAAGCCACUAUCCCCGAUCGGGCCAACGCAGCCUUCAAGGGGGAAUGUGACCAGGAGAAUAGCCCGCUGA